This is a messenger RNA of Aphanomyces invadans, 435 nucleotides long. RefSeq lists its product as hypothetical. NCBI's taxonomy places the organism in Eukaryota, Oomycota, Saprolegniomycetes, Saprolegniales, Verrucalvaceae. The transcript has a single exon. Bases 16 to 375 code for a protein of 119 amino acids. The record is from RefSeq and is a predicted model, not a curated record. Gene Ontology annotation, cellular component: WASH complex.
CAUUUUCUCUCCAAGAUGAACAUGCUCACGUCCGCCGCGCAGUCGGUGCUGUAUGCAUUCACGACGUGUGUGGAUGCCCGGUCUUCGCGUCGAUUGCGCGCUGAGUCCAUCGAGACGGAGGCACCCUUUCUCGAGAUGAAAGAGAAGUCAACAAAGUCCAACUUCGAUGCCCCCAGCACACUGGUCUUGUCCACGCCUGUGGAAAAGUACGUACGUAUGGUGCAAGCCGGGAUAACCAUGGACAAAGUGAAGCUCAAGAUGAGCAUGGAAGGUGUCGACCCCCAGCUUCUUGACUAUGCUGCACAGGCUGCUCCAAAUAAGUCAUUGUAUGACCCGCACCAGUCCCAGCAGCACCUUCCCGUCAUGUCGGUGUAGCCUGCAUGCAUUUCCCGAUUGUAAUGAAUUACGCCUUGGUUAUGGAUUAGUAUAUCAAUA